AUGAAGGCCACGAUGUCCCACUGGAGUAGAGUACUGCGUCGACUGCACAAGCGCAGAAAGACCGAGCACGUCGUGAGCGAGACCGACCAAGUGGUCUUGACGCUGCCGCUGCCGAUUGCCAAUCCCGGGCCUAUCACACGUGACAUUGCCGUGCUUCGAGUGUAUAACCCCAAGGUCUCAAGCAUGGACGACCGACACUUUCACAAGGCACAUCAUACGAAUUCGAGCACUGAUAGCUCGCAGAGAUGGACAACCGCCGACGAAGGCUCAACAGCCAGUGAUCCGACGGCAUGGGGCUCCAACUUUUGGGUCACUAUUAUCGAUCCCCAGACACAGAAUCAUUUUUACGCGUGUCCUGCGACAGGCGAGUGCAGUUGGGAUCCUCCAGCAGGUAAUUUCGUGCUGCCCCCAUCGAGCGAAGGAGAGUGGUGGGAGCUACAAGACGAGUCGCGGUCACUGCCAUACUACUACCACACACGCACUGGCGAGACAUCAUGGACACGACCCAAAGGAGCGUUUAUCAUCCCCCUCGGCAUUGUGCAGACAACAACACUCGGUCGACGGCUCAGUCGUACGCACCAUCCGGUCGGAUCUGUGGCCUCGACCUCUGUCUCUACGAUCCCAGAGGAAGAGCCAGCCAAGUCUCGCGCGCGAUCGAGUUCUGCCAGCAUGCGUCGCACGACUUCAGACCACCUACGGCCCCACAUAUCCUCUCUCCCGCCUAUUCCUUCGUCCCCCCAUAAUUCUGCUUCUGCAGUCGACAUCUCAGCCAAUCAGGAUGGCCGACUCGACCCUGGAAAGCCAGCGCGUACCCGCACGGUAUCUACUGGUGCUCGUAGCGUGGGCCGGUCAGGCGGAGCAUCUUAUCUACAGGGCCAGACAGAACACUCACUUGAUGCUGCUGCUGCGGGAAUCGUCUCAUCUGGCUCUCCAGAUUCCAAAGUCGUGCCUGGCGAGUUUGCAUCCACCACGCGAAUGGUCGUACCUGACAAGGAAAAAGAGAAAUCUCCGAGCCCGCGUAACAAGGGGAAAUGGGUUCCCCCACUAAGUCCUAAAGACAAGGACGGCAAGCCCAAGCCGAGCAAUAAGCGAGAAAAGGAACCAGAGAGCGAUGCGAGCGAUGUUGACCUGCACGUCGCCGGUAACACAGGCAAAACAAGCUCGGGCGGUAUCAGUGCGAACGCGGCGGAUGGGAUCCCCAGUGGAUUGGGUCCUCCGCCCUCGAUGCGGCCAAUGUCUGAACAAAUUGUCCGACCCCAGGCACAAGUCGACGACCCGGCUCCUUCGCGCGUUACGUUUGACGCAGGUCCUCGUCCAACAAUGGAUACGGCCCAUCAUUCAGUUGACACGACUCAAACACCCGAAUACGCCGUGCAUUCACUUUCUGCCGAUGUCAAGCUCCCUCGCAUGAGCGCCCGCGACCUCAAGAUAGGAAAUCCCAUCCUGGAUCCAGAGGCUGCAGCUUCCAUGAGCCCCAUUAAUCGCGAACGAACCAGGCCCAUUCCGGUUGAAGCAAUGGGUACCAAACGUCUCAGCACUGGAGAUCAUCGCAUGCUUCCUCGUCAGCUGGCGGAAGACAUCCAGCAAUUCCAGGUCUCGGAUUUUGCUCGGCGCUAUUUCUCGACGCACCGAACCGGUCUCAUAUUCCGCCGAAGGGUGCCCGUUGAACAGCUGAUGGUCUGGCAAAAGCAACCCCUUACGUCUCCGCUCUUGAUCCUCAACCGCUCGUUGCACAAGAAUGCAGUUCUUGUCUUCAAGGUUAUACAGCGUAUCAUGGGGGACCGCGAGCGUGAUCGCCCAGUAGGCGUACGAGUACCCACAUCCGAAUCCUUGCUCAGUUCAAAUUCGUCUCUGAAUGAUCCGAGCAUUUCACCAGGAAGGCGAAGCAAAUCUGGUUCCAAGCCCGGAGCUACGGGUGGAAAGUCCGGUGGCCUAACUACUGGUGACGUCCUAGAAGAGGAGCGGUGGUUAUUAGCCGAAGGGAUUGAACACGGCGAACUGCGAGACGAGAUUUAUUGUCAAGUUGUCAAGCAGCUGACGGACAAUCCCAGUCCGGAGAGCGCGUUCCGGGGCUGGCAACUGCUCUGCGUCCUAUUGGUCACAUUUCCUCCUUCUAAGAACUUUGAAGGUUACCUCCGCUCGUUUAUGCUCUCCAAGAUCAAGCAGACCGAGGGUCGGAUCGAUGUCAUGGCCAAGUAUUGUCUUCAUCGUCUGCCGGUGAUCGCGAAAAAGGGCCCGAGGGGUAAACCUCCUACCGCAACGGAGAUCACCAAUGCAGCUGACUCUGCAUUUAAUCCUUCCACAUUCGGAGAAUCUCUCUCGGCCAUCAUGAGACUUCAAGAACGUACCUAUGCAGAUAGCAAAGUCCCCAUCAUCCUUCCCUUUCUUGCAGACGGUAUCCUGGCACUCGGAGGAACCAAAUCGGAGGGUAUAUUCCGUAUUCCGGGCGAUGCAGAUGAAGUCUCCGAUCUGCGGGUUAGAAUUGACAAAGGGUUCUAUAACCUUGAAGGAAUCGACGAUUGUAAUGUGCCCGCAAGCUUAUUCAAGCUCUGGCUCCGAGAACUUCAGGAGCCGCUCAUUCCCGCAAAUAUGUACAAUGCAUGUAUCCAGGCGGCCGAAGAUCCCGAGCGGGUCGUUGCGCUCGUCAAGGAGCUCCCGACAAACAACCGUCGAGUGCUAUUGUUCGUGAUUAGCUUCUUGCAGCUAUUUUUGCCCGAGAGCGUGCAGUCGGUGACCAAGAUGACGAGCGCGAACAUGGCGUUAGUCAUGGCCCCGAAUCUCCUUCGGUGUGAUUCCGAGUCGAUGGCGGUGGUGUUUACGAAUGCGAGGUUCGAGCACAUGUUUGUGCAUAAUUUGCUAUGCCAUUUAAAGUGCAGCAAGGUUGAUCCCGAUUAUGUGCCUAUUCACGGGUUGGGGGCGAGUAGUAGCAAGGGCUCGUUGGGUCAACGAAUGUCCCAGCGACCGCGAACAAAGAGCAAUGUCCAUCGCGAAUCAGCCCCGCUCGGCCACACGUAA
This is a messenger RNA of Rhizoctonia solani, 3015 nucleotides long. Its product is annotated as Rho GTPase-activating-like protein. Bases 1 to 3015 code for a protein of 1004 amino acids. Gene Ontology annotation, biological process: signal transduction. The transcript has 7 exons. The record is from RefSeq and is a predicted model, not a curated record. Gene Ontology annotation, molecular function: protein binding; GTPase activator activity. Gene Ontology annotation, cellular component: cytoskeleton; cytoplasm. NCBI's taxonomy places the organism in Eukaryota, Fungi, Basidiomycota, Agaricomycetes, Cantharellales, Ceratobasidiaceae.